AUGGCAAAUUCAGCGGGCAGUGUAACUACUCAAGUGAAGAAAGUGAAUAUAGAUAUGGAAAAUCAAUGUUUUGCCACAGAAGAAUUCAAAAAUGGGAGUGAGAUGUGUAUGCCAUCGAUGAAUUCUAAUAACGACAGAACCCAAAGCAAGAACUGCAAAGGUGUCACUUCUCCUGGUUUGUCCUUCUCCCCUACAAAUUUUUAA
Brugia pahangi is the source of this 204-nucleotide messenger RNA. Lineage: Eukaryota; Metazoa; Nematoda; Chromadorea; Rhabditida; Onchocercidae. The record is from the annotation of a GenBank genome assembly.